AUGGCUGUGACCAAUCCUUUUACGAUUCUCUUUCUCCAAAGGAACAAGGGUCCCUUGUAUAUUGAAUCGUUACAAGAAAACCUAAUCGCAGAAGGGACACUGAGAGAUGCCAAGGACAUCUUCCUAUUUAAUAAUUACGCCAUUUGGCUAGUUAAGCUAUCGCAUUUGUGCUUCUUCUUCUUGCUCAGUGUUCAAAAUACUUUUCAAUUCUCACCCAGCUUGGUGUUUCUGGUUUUCUUCUUCGGGUUUUUUAUCAUUUGUUUUUGCUUUUGCAUGAGUUGGUAUAGCUGUUUCUGCUUUAUUAGUCGAGUAACAAACGAGGAGCUAAUCGAUGAAGAACUGAACCCCUCCAUGCUGAACGAAAUAAUUCCUCAGUAA
Molecule: messenger RNA, 378 nt
Organism: Plasmodium fragile
Lineage: Eukaryota; Apicomplexa; Aconoidasida; Haemosporida; Plasmodiidae
Exons: 5
Coding region: 1-378 (125 amino acids)
Source: RefSeq, a predicted model, not a curated record